AUGCAUGAGAGGAUCCCGGUUUCUGACACCUGUGGAGUGGAUUACAACCUAGACGGUGGUGUGGAGUUUUGGGUCGGACACAGGUUCAGAAGCCGAGAGGCGGUGCUUCAAGGUGUGAAGAACUACAGUAUUUGCAGGAGUGCUGAGUACCGGGUGAUCGAAUCCGACCGGUUAAAGUACCAUGUGCAGUGCCAUCAAGUCGAUAGUGGGUGUCAAUGGAGCCUCCGUGUGGCCCUUCGUCAGAAUCUCGGAUACUGGGAGGUUCAGAGGUUUGGUGGAUCACACAGCUGUCUGGCACCCACCAUGUCUCAAGACCAUCGUCAGUUAGAUAGCAGUCUCAUCUGCAGAGUCAUAUUGCCCUUGAUUCAGUCCAACCCGUCUGUGAGUAUCCCGGUGUUGCAAGGUGCGGUCCAGGCAAGCUAUCACUUCAAACAGUCAUACAGAAAGGUGUGGAUGGUAAAGCAGAAGGCAAUUGCACGAAUCUACGGUGAUUGGGAAGAGUCGUACAACAAGGUGCCGAAACUGCUUCAGACACUGCAGAGUUGUUUCCUCGGCACCAUAUGUGACCUACGCGUCAAACCGUACUACGAAGGACACCUCAUGGUGUUCGACUGCUGCAUGUUCGACAAAGUAUUCUGGGAUUUUUCGUCAUGUGUCGAGGCCUUCAAGCAUUGCAAGCCAUUCGUCUCUGUAGACGACACGCAUCUGUAUGGUAAGUAUGGUGGAGUGUUGCUUAUAGCGGUGGCGGAAGACGGCAACAACAACAUACUGCCAAUUGCUUUUGCCAUUGUUGAGUCUGAGAGCACCGAGUCAUGGUCAUUCUUUCUUACUAAUUUGGCGCCACGUGACCCCACAAGACGGCUUACUGGUUAUAUCUGA
Molecule: messenger RNA, 879 nt
Organism: Arachis ipaensis
Lineage: Eukaryota; Viridiplantae; Streptophyta; Magnoliopsida; Fabales; Fabaceae
Source: RefSeq, a predicted model, not a curated record